This is a messenger RNA of Symbiodinium necroappetens, 1625 nucleotides long. The record is from the annotation of a GenBank genome assembly. NCBI's taxonomy places the organism in Eukaryota, Dinophyceae, Suessiales, Symbiodiniaceae.
GCGCUGGUGUGCAAGCAAGCGAGGCGACUUCGAGCUCCUCAGGGGCCGUGGAGAAUGGUUUUCACUUCAGUCUUUUCGGAUGGAAUGUUGGUGGCUGUGACAUCUCAGAUCUUGCCUCGGCGAUCCAGAAUGCUACCCGACGGCCCCUGGCUCCGGACGCUGUUCUUGCACUGCAGGAGCUCCCCCGUGCCGGGGUUGGAUGGGCGACGGAAAAGCAGGGAUCUCUCCAGAUACUUUCGCACAGGUCCGAUAAGGCAUGGCGUGGUGCUGGUGUUGCCUUCAAGUCUGAGGUGUGGUCGGUGGCGAGGAGGGUGGCGUCAGGAAGGGGAGUUUGGGUACAGCUCAAGCACAUGAAGUUUGGGUCGCUCGUGUGGGUUGGAUCGGUGCACCUCACACCCGGAGCGACACACUCGCAAUCGGAGCAGGAGAUGUCUGAGUUUCUACGGGGCAUGCCUAAGGGAGUCAACUCGGUGGUGUGUCAGUGCGAUGCAAAUGCUGGGAUCAGGUGGUCGUUGCAAGAGGAACAGGUGAUGGCAGUGGGGUUGGAUGGCAAAGCGAAUGGGGUCUUGGAUCAGCUGAAGUGCAAGCAUCUACAGGUGGUUCCCCCCGCUGAGGAGCAGUUCGGUGUCCCCACGAGUAGGCCCCGGCAGGUAGGACGGCGAGGGCACAUCAUUGACUACAUGUCGGUGUCAGGGAUUGCUGGUGCCAGUCUCCAUGUGCAUGUUGACUCUCACAUCGUGCUGGGGACAGAUCACGAGCUUUUGGAAGGGAGCCUGGUCAUUCGGAAGGGGUCAUCCAUCAGUCGUUUUUCCACGAAGCCAAGGGUGUGGUGUGGGGGAGUCGACAAGAUUGAAUCUCUCGAUCAGCAAGUACUGGUGGACCUGGCGAUGAGGUGUACCAGGGUUGUGCCAGGUCGCAGUUACAGGGACCCGCCGGAUGUCAAGGCUGCUGUUCAGCGAGCCAGGCUCCUCAAGUCCAAGGAUGCGUGGACUCAGGUUCGGGGACUCCGGAAAAGUGCCAGGAAGAAGUGGGAAGCCGAGAGACUUGCCAGAGCUAGCCAGGGCGACUGGGGAGAGCUUCGAGGGUGCAAGCAAAAACAAACAGGGUGGGAGCAUGGCUUUGCCGAGGCACAGAAGGGCGAUCCUCACACGGUGCUGCGUGAUCAUCUCGAGCUUGUGUACAGCGGGGAUGGUGUUCGGCCGAACGAAGGUGUCUACCCAGGGUCUACAAAGGGUUUUGACAUGCAAGAGCUUCGCACUGCACUUGGUCAGAUGAAGACAGGGAAAUCGGUUGGGGUUGAUGGCACCUCAGCUGAGCUGUUGAAGGCUCUUGCUGACCUGCCUGGUGAGGCAGAGCAUCUCCUUGAGUUCAUGACCCGGACCCUGGUGACUCAUGAGGUCCCUCGGGACUGGAACGUCCCCCUCAUGGUCAUCCUUGCAAAGGUGGGUACGCCCACGGAAGCCAAGCACCUUAGACCGAUAUCCAUGGGUAGCGCUGCGGGCAAGUUGUUUUCUCGUAUGCUUCUGAAUCGCACUCUUCCCUUCGUUAGACCCAGUCCAUCUAUCAGCGCCGAUUAUGAAGCUGAUAGGCUGAUCAGCGCCGUUUUAAAGACUAUAAGCGCGUAA